Messenger RNA from Bactrocera oleae (olive fruit fly), 2181 nucleotides. Its product is annotated as vacuolar protein sorting-associated protein 37C. NCBI's taxonomy places the organism in Eukaryota, Metazoa, Arthropoda, Insecta, Diptera, Tephritidae. The record is from RefSeq and is a predicted model, not a curated record.
UGUUAAGGCAUUUUUCUGAGUGUACAAAGCAAAAAUAAAAAUUUUAAUAUAAUAAAAUAAGGAUUUCUUUUUCAAACGUUAGCAGAAAACUUCCAGAAUAUGCUAUGUAACAGUCGUGAAAACCGCUGAAAUUUAUAAAAUGUGUUUUUGUUUUUUAAUGCAGAUAAUGUUUAUGUUAGACCGAUUUACAUGCGAAAAAACUGUUUUUUAACAGAAUUGAAUUACCUUUAAGAGGGAAUAUUCUGAAAUAUAGAAAAACUAAAAUGGUACUCAGUUGCCAAGGGUCAGGCGCCAGUUGUCUAACGGCUACUAUACUGACGCUAGUUGCCAUACACAAUAGGAGUGUUAAUUUUAAUGUCAGAAAUUAAGUUUUGAUAAAUCAAUCAAUCUGAAUCAAUCUCGAACCAUAAUUAUGUAUACCGAGUAUCCAAAGAUAUCUUUAAAUAACUAUUCUUUUUUUCGUCGUGAAUCAAAAAUCUUCGUCUUACAAUCGUUGAGACAUCCGCUAUGAAAUUGUGCAAAGAGAAGAAUUUAGUUCCACUAACUCGCCUCAAAGCCAAAAUGGACAAAUAUUGUUUCAUGCAUACCCUAGUGCUCUUAUCUAUUCCUGAUUAAAUUAAGGGCAUUUCCAAUAUUCCAUGCAUUGCUUUCUUAUCGUUCAAACUAUUACUCUUGUUUAUUUUUUAAAUAUACUUCUUCAGUUUUCUAUAAAUAUUGUGCAUGCAAUCAUGGAUGAGCUGACAGCUGCUAGAUUGCAAUUGAUUUUAGGUUUUAUUAUAGUGGUCAUAUGGUUUUACUGUGUUUUCGAGGUGUGUCGUCGGCGAAGACAGCAAUAUCAGCAGUUUCCCAAUGUCUCUAGUAAGUGAAAUAUUCGAAACAUUGUUUGCCUUUAUACGAUAAAUAUUUCGACAAAAAUUCGGAUCAUCAACUUCAUCACAUAUUCGAAAGUUGAUGAGUCACACAUGGAUACUUUCCUAUUGUAAACUGAAAUUUUAUUUUUAUACCCAGUUAUGUAUCCACAGCAUACUCUUAUUAUUAUCUUAUCAGAUUAGAUGGUAUCUAAUCUCAGCCUAUUGCGAUACUGAUUUCGUGUACAAAAACUGAAUUUGAAUAUCGACAACUACAGUUAAUACGCAUAAUUUCUCCAGCCUGUUUCACAGUCUUCAUAUUGUACACCGUAAAGAUGAUCGCUGUAGGCUUUGCUAUUUGUCUAGCUCUGCUGUUCCUCGGGGUGUUCGCUUUAAUUGCCUUGGGUAUUUCAGCAUACCAUAGAAGAAACUAUCAGCAACAUCUGCGGUUUCCGAAACCACCCGUUGUGGUGACAUCAACUACACAUACAGCACCUGGCGGUUACCCGGUAACACAAGUGCCGCCGCCCAAUGCUUAUCAACAGCAGCCAAUGUAUCCACCAUACCCAACGGCAGCAGGCGGUGCCGGCCAAAUGCCUAUGCCGAUGCCAAGCGCCCAACCGCCAAUGCCUGGCAUGCAACCUUAUCCACCAGCGGUGCCUGCAACGAAUUACAAUCCGCCCAGCUAUGAAGCCGCCGUAGCGGGUGUAGGCGUGGCUCAACCAAAUACUUACGAAAAGCAAGCGCCCUACAAUCCCAAUUACAACGCAUACUAGAGCUCGACCGAGCGUAGUUAGUUUUACAUUUGCAAAAUCGCUGCAAAUCGUUGCAGUUUUGAUAUAUACCUAUUAUACAUAUAUACAUAAUUAAUAAGUAAGCCAUAUAUUGCGCGCAUGUGCUGGUGCUGAUAACGACGAAGAACUGGUUUUCUGCCAAAACGCGAUAAGAUUUGUUUGCAAGCACUUGGAACGCACGAGUGUUUUGUUAUGGAAAACUUGGAAGUAGCCAUUGGUGUGAAAUCCAAAACAAAGCAAAGCAAAUAAGUGAACUGCAAAUUCAACUAAAAUAAAAGAGAAUCAUUAAAGUAAUUUAAAUAAUUGCAUUGUUUAAGCAUGGUACGUACAAACUAAUUUGUAUUUUUUAAACUUCCUCUCUGUAUAAUAAAAAAAGAACACAAUUUACUUAACCAAAUGUCGCCGAAACGUCAGAAAAAAGUAUUAUGAUAAUAUUUAUUUACAUUUAAUAUAAUAUUGUAAAAUUCAAAUUGCAAUACACAAUGAAAUACGAGCAAACGAAUCAAUAAAGAAAUGUUUAUAUUUUGUAAAAAACCAUA